Messenger RNA from Sabethes cyaneus, 1332 nucleotides. RefSeq lists its product as uncharacterized. The record is from RefSeq and is a predicted model, not a curated record. NCBI's taxonomy places the organism in Eukaryota, Metazoa, Arthropoda, Insecta, Diptera, Culicidae. The transcript has 2 exons. Bases 1 to 1332 code for a protein of 443 amino acids.
AUGAGAAACGUAAUUUACCGUAUUCCAUGCGCUGAUUGUGAUAGUGCUUAUAUUGGUAUGACCACACAGCAGCUGAAAAAUCGGAUCGCCGGCCACCGCUCUCUCAUCAAACGCUAUGAAGAGUAUAAAACCUCAGACACGGAGCGCACGGACAGAGACGAGGAAUACAAAAAGACUGCGCUAAUGAAACAUGCGAUCGAGGAACAACACAAUUAUUUCACGUUCCGUGGGGCAUACCAUCGGCAACAGGAGGGAACUGCAAUGGGGAAUCUACUGUCUCCAGCAUUGGCUGAUCUUGUAAUGACCACAUUACUUGACGAUGUGCUUACCAAGAUCGACAUCACAGUUCCGUGCAUCAAAAAAUAUGUCGACGAUUUGUUCACCGCUCUUCCAGCAGACAAGAUUGAGUAUGUAAAGAAUGCUCUCAAUAGCUUCGACUCGCAUAUUCAAUUCACCUACGAGUCAAAAAAAGACAACCGAUUACCAUACUUAGAUAUGAUUCUAAUAAGAACCGGGGAACAAAAAAUUCUCACUGAUUGGUAUCAGAAAACUGUAUCGUCGGGCAGAAUUUUGAACUUUUUCUCACUCCACCCGCUGGUACAAAAAUUAAACACGGCCACCGGCUUCAUUGGAAGGGUAUUCCAGUUAUCCACGAGCAAAUCGACCGAUGAGAAAAAGGCAAUUGUACGCAAGCAAUUGCUUACUAACAACUAUCCGAACUCACUGAUCAACCGGCUGGUCAAUAGGUUUAUCAACCAAAGUGGACAAAAUUGUGAAGAAGUGAACUCGGAGGAAAAAGUAUAUCGAUCGUUGCAUCACGUUGAUGCCCUCACCCCUGCAUUGGCAAGAAGUAUUAAACAAAACUUCAAAAAUGUCACUCUAAGUUUCAAAUGCGUCAAAACCAACAGAUUACUAUUCACGAAACUCAAAGAUUCCUCACCGCAUCUUGCAAUGAGAAACGUAAUUUACCGUAUUCCAUGCGCUGAUUGUGAUAGUGCUUAUAUUGGUAUGACCACACAGCAGCUGAAAAAUCGGAUCGCCGGCCACCGCUCUCUCAUCAAACGCUAUGAAGAGUAUAAAACCUCAGACACGGAGCGCACGGACAGAGACGAGGAAUACAAAAAGACUGCGCUAAUGAAACAUGCGAUCGAGGAACAACACAAGUUUGAUUUAACCAGCACAAAAAUAUUAAGCGCCGACGACAGAAUUCAAGCGCUACAAGUGCUUGAAAUGUGCCAUAUUGCUUGUGACAGAAACACAAUCAACUACAGAACAGACACAAACAACCUGAGCAUAGCUUAUUCUGGUAUGUUGCGGUCUCUCACACAAUGA